Messenger RNA from Cephus cinctus (wheat stem sawfly), 980 nucleotides. It is a transcript of the gene Yippee, whose product is annotated as protein yippee-like 5. The transcript is spliced from 3 exons. The record is from RefSeq and is a predicted model, not a curated record. The coding region runs from base 396 to 599 and encodes 67 amino acids. NCBI's taxonomy places the organism in Eukaryota, Metazoa, Arthropoda, Insecta, Hymenoptera, Cephidae.
GCACGUAAACAAUGACGUCACUAGACCCUCUCUACUCUGAUUGGCUGACUUUACAUAUGAUGUGUCGUCACGCCACACAUCGUUCCGUUUUGAGGGGCCAUAUUUUUACGAACCGAAACUUAAAUGAGUCCCCUCAAAGUAAAACUGAUGUCGCUUUGAAUGUGACAUCAUUGGUGCCUACGCAAUUUGGCCAAAAUACGAUCAUUAGUGGCUAUACCUCGUCUAUUUGUAUUAUAGGCGACAGACAGACAAGUGAAUGCAAGUCAUUGAUAAGUGCACGAAGUUUAUCGACUCAAGCAAUUUCAAUAACCAAUGAACCAACUGUCGACAUAUCAAAUAUAGGAAAUCAAAAGUCAUUGACACUACAAAACUAAGCGGUUAUCCUGCCUUUCGCGAUGGGAGUGAUAUUUUUAGAGCACAUUGGCGGCACUCGCCUAUUUUCCUGUGCGUCGUGCGACACUAACCUCACCAAUCGUGGACAGUUGAUCAGCACGCGCUUUACGGGAGCAACUGGUCGGGCUUUUCUCUUUAACAAAGUCGUCAACCUUAAUUAUAGUGUCUGGCUCUUGCAAGGGAUCUCGAAGUACAGGAUAGAGUGAUGCUAACAGGGCGUCAUAUGGUGCGGGAUGUCAGCUGUAAGAACUGUGAUGCCAAACUUGGAUGGGUCUAUGAAUUUGCUACGGAUGACAACCAGAGAUACAAGGAGGGACGAGUGAUUUUGGAGAGAGCCCUUGUCACAGAAAGUGAUGGCAUGGGAGAGAAUAUUUAAAAUUUGUUGCCAUAAAUAGCAGGGAAUGCUGAACUUCUUAAAAUCUUUUUCUUGUAGUAUUGUACCAGAGAAUUGUGGUUUCUGGUGAUUGUGUAAUUUGAAUAAUUUGUCGUGUUAUUAUAUGCCAUUUUUCUAAUGUAAUUAUUUAUAACUUACUUUCAUAUUUGAUAUUUCUAAAAAAAAUGUUCAAAUAUAUUAUGAGUGUUUUCAA